Dovyalis caffra is the source of this 711-nucleotide messenger RNA. The record is from the annotation of a GenBank genome assembly. Lineage: Eukaryota; Viridiplantae; Streptophyta; Magnoliopsida; Malpighiales; Salicaceae.
AUGGCCGCCGCAGCCCCGCCCCCACCACCAGCCCCUGCCCCCUCCGCCCCCACAGGACUCCCAGACUCAGACUCAACACCAGUAGGCCAUCCUCUUUUCUCCAGGAUCCGCCUAGCAACACCACUAGACAUCCCUCACAUCCACAAACUCAUCCACCAAAUGGCCAUCUAUGAAAAACUAACCCACCUUUUCACCGCCACUGAAUCCUCCCUUGCCUCUAACCUCUUCAAGUCUCCACCUUUUCACUCUUUCACGAUCUUCCUUCUUGAAGUGUCCUCACAACCUUUUGAAAAAGACACAAACUUUCACUCUCAAAACUUCACUCCCAUUGAAAAAAUCAUCAACCUUGAUCAUUCUUUAAUAGACCCAGAAGCUGAAACUUUCACAAACGGGAUCAACGGUGAUGUUGUUGUUGCUGGGUUUGUUUUGUUUUUUCCAAAUUACUCAACUUUUUUGGGGAAACCAGGGUUUUAUGUGGAGGAUUUGUUCGUGAGAGAGUGUUAUAGGAGAAAGGGACUGGGGAAGAUGUUGCUUUCUGCUGUAGCUUCACAGGCUGUGAAAAUGGGGUAUGGUAGAGUGGAAUGGAUUGUUCUUGACUGGAAUGUUAAUGCCAUCAAGUUUUAUGAGGAAAUGGGUGCUAAUGUUUUGCCAGAAUGGAGGAUUUGUAGGCUGACUGGUCCUGCUCUCGAGGCUUAUCGUGAUGCUCUUUGA